UUCCCCCCUUGACUCAACACUUUUCUCUUCUUCUUCUCCUCUCUUCUGUGUCUUCUCACGUGUCCGUUCCUUUUUGCUUUCAGUUUCGUUUCAGUUUCGAGGUUCGUUUUUCUCUUUCGUUCGUUCGUUUUCUUCUAUCCCGUUCUUUUCCUUCGUUUAUCCCAAGAUGGCACCCACCCCUCCUGCCGUCAACGAUCCCAACAGCAAAAGCUGCCCAAAAUGCAAGAGAUCGGGCCUUAUAGUCCUGUUGUUCAUGUCAAGGAAGGGCGACCGCGUACUCAAGAUGUGCGAGAAGUGUCGUGCCAGCUCGCAGAACUCGCACCGCAGAAGAAGAAGGCAGGACGCAGCAAGGAGGCAGAUGGCCGCCGCCGCCCUACAGACUUUUGAGCAGAUCGAUGACCCCAACGAGCAUCAGAACCAGGCCGGAGAUGGCCAUAACCACAACCACGGACACGGUGGUGAGAAUGGUGUUCCUGUUGUUGAGGCUGCUCCCGUUUUUGAGACCGAGUUCCUCUUCGACCACAACGCUGCCACCUUGGUGCCCCCCUCUUUUCUCCAGGCUCCUGCUUCCUCCUUUUCCUUGACUGCUGCUCACGGGGGUUUCGAAAUGCCUCCUGCUCCUACUCCUGCUUCUGUCUACGCCGGAAACAAUGACCUUCUUUUCCCACCUGUCUCAAGAUAUGCUGCUACUGGCUUUCCCGCCGACCCCCCUGCUGGCCUCUCUGCUAGCGUCGCCGCUUAUUACAGUCUCCAGGAACCCACCAACUAUCCCAAGCCCACCGCUGAGAUGAGCGUCGCUGUGCCUCCCGCCUCGCCCUACCCUGUGGCUGAAUCGUACUCGGGCGUCGACUAUGAUAGCCAGCAGGCGAUUACUGAGAGGUUCACUAACCCCGGUCUUUAUGCCGAUGUUGCCUUUAAGACUUCCACCUUUGUCCAUGACGAUCUGGAGCUUUAUGACAGUCUCAUGAACAGCCCCGGUCAUGCUGAUGCCCUUCAGACCCCUGUUUCUGUCCAUCACCAUCAGGAGUCUCACGGUUCUCUGGGCCCUUUGGGUUAUGUUGAUGCCGCUCUGACCCAGGCCUCCGUUGAUCAGCUCCCGACCCCUUCUUCUUCUCUCGAUGACCGCCUGGCGUUUAACGGUCCUUUCAGCCCCCUUGAUAAUGUCAAUGCUGCUCUGAGUCUGGCUUCCGUUAAUGAAGUUCAGACCCCUUCUUCUCUCGAUGAAUACCAAGAGCUUCUUGAUAGUUUCGUCAACUCUGACGCCCACGCUCCCCUCGUUUCUCCGCACAGUGGCCACUAUUCCGGUGAGAACAGGUCUACUCUGACGGUCACUGCUUUGGCUGAGGCAGUUGAGACCGUGAAAACUAGUGUUUCGGUGGCUGACCCUGAAUUCUAUCUGAGCCAGUUCCCCGAUUUUGAUUUCACCGAGGCAGUCUUUGACAAGGAAGAGGAACAGAUGCCCAAGGAUAGAGUUUGUCGAUAUUACCGCUAUCACCAGGAUUCCGCAGAGUAG
Molecule: messenger RNA, 1513 nt
Organism: Aspergillus calidoustus
Lineage: Eukaryota; Fungi; Ascomycota; Eurotiomycetes; Eurotiales; Aspergillaceae
Source: the annotation of a GenBank genome assembly